Messenger RNA from Diceros bicornis minor, 885 nucleotides. RefSeq names its product proline-rich protein HaeIII subfamily 1-like. The record is from RefSeq and is a predicted model, not a curated record. NCBI's taxonomy places the organism in Eukaryota, Metazoa, Chordata, Mammalia, Perissodactyla, Rhinocerotidae. The transcript is spliced from 7 exons. Bases 1 to 885 code for a protein of 294 amino acids.
AUGGGAGCUCUGCCAAAGUGGCCAGGAGGCAUCAGCAGCCCACAGGACAAACGAGCGAAGCAGAGGCCUGAGCGGGGCUGCUCACCGGGUGAGGAAGAAGAGACCGGAGGACUCCCCACCCUGCCAGCUGCCUCCACCGCAGGGGUGAGCCAGAAGAGACCGGAGGACUCCCCACCCUGCCAGCUGCCUCCACCGCAGGGGGGUGAGCCAGAAGAGACCGGAGGACUCCCCACCCUGCCAGCUGCCUCCACCGCAGGGGCGAGCCAGAAGAGACCGGAGGACUCCCCACCCUGCCAGCUGCCUCCACCGCAGGGGGGCGAGCCAGAAGAGACCGGAGGACUCCCCACCCUGCCAGCUGCCUCCACCGCAGGGGUGAGCCAGAAGAGACCGGAGGACUCCCCACCCUGCCAGCUGCCUCCACCGCAGGGGGAGGAAGAAGAGACCGGAGGACUCCCCACCCUGCCAGCUGCCUCCACCGCAGGGGUGAGCCAGAAGAGACCGGAGGACUCCCCACCCUGCCAGCUGCCUCCACCGCAGGGGGGCGAGCCAGAAGAGACCGGAGGACUCCCCACCCUGCCAGCUGCCUCCACCGCAGGGGCGAGCCAGAAGAGACCGGAGGACUCCCCACCCUGCCAGCUGCCUCCACCGCAGGGGGGUGAGCCAGAAGAGACCGGAGGACUCCCCACCCUGCCAGCUGCCUCCACCGCAGGGGUGAGCCAGAAGAGACCGGAGGACUCCCCACCCUGCCAGCUGCCUCCACCGCAGGGGGGCGAGCCAGAAGAGACCGGAGGACUCCCCACCCUGCCAGCUGCCUCCACCGCAGGGGUGAGCCAGAAGAGACCGGAGGACUCCCCACCCUGCCAGCUGCCUCCACCGCAGGGGUGA